Molecule: messenger RNA, 924 nt
Organism: Rosa rugosa (rugosa rose)
Lineage: Eukaryota; Viridiplantae; Streptophyta; Magnoliopsida; Rosales; Rosaceae
Exons: 1
Coding region: 39-773 (244 amino acids)
Source: RefSeq, a predicted model, not a curated record
CAAGAAUUUCAUUCAAUUUCUCCCACCACCAAUCCUUUAUGAUUCUUCCUUUUCAUAAAAACAACCACAACCCAAUCAGAAUUUUGAUUCCCACCCAAGAUUGGCCUUCACUUUUCACCCACAGGGCAUCUUUGUUUUUUCUCCUAUUAAUCUUGGCUCUCUCCUCCUCCUUCCCCAUUGAAGCCAUGAAGGUCCAUCCAAUCCCCAAGAGGCGCAACAUCUCCAUCCAGUACCAUUCAAGAAGCCCACUCUCUGAAGCCCAGGCCCUCCUCGGUCUCACCCACAAGAAGCUCCGCCGCCUCCCCCAUGUCUUCAGCUGCGUCCUCGAGCUCCCUUUCCGCUCCGACGCCGACGUCCUCAUCGAGGAGAACCCCGACUGCUUCCACUUCGUCGUCGAAACCGAGAGCUUCGGCCACGACGUCAGGACCCACACCGUCAAAAUCCACCCCGGGGUGACCAAGAUUGUCGUCAGGGAAAGAGGGUCCGUGGCGGAGCUGACGUUGGACGAGCUGGAGCUGGACAUGUGGAGGUUCCGCCUGCCGGAGUCGACCCGGACGGAGCUGGCCAGGGCGGUUUUUGUCGACGGGGAGCUCAUUGUGACGGUGCAGAAGAUGGAGGGGAUGGAGAAUUCGGAGGGCGGAGAUGGUGGGGAGGUUUGGGGCGGUGGUGGUGGGAAUGGGAAUGGGGGUUCAGAGGAGGUAUGGGAAAUCGGCUUGUGCUUGUACAUUUCAGCUGCAAAUCUGGGUUUUCAGAUUUUGAUAUUUUGGGGCUGAGAUCGUCGAUACCAUCGAGAGAGGGACUGAGGGAGUGAGGGAGGCUAGGUUGAUUUAGACGACUGGUGUGACUCGUGUGAGUAUUUUAGACUUUUAGGUUGUUUAUCUUUUAUUAUUUAAUAUUUAACAUAUUAUUAUAACACCCAAUUAU